Laetiporus sulphureus 93-53 is the source of this 814-nucleotide messenger RNA. Its product is annotated as zf-U1-domain-containing protein. NCBI's taxonomy places the organism in Eukaryota, Fungi, Basidiomycota, Agaricomycetes, Polyporales, Laetiporaceae. The record is from RefSeq and is a predicted model, not a curated record. Gene Ontology annotation, molecular function: pre-mRNA 5'-splice site binding; zinc ion binding. The transcript is spliced from 6 exons. Gene Ontology annotation, biological process: mRNA 5'-splice site recognition; spliceosomal snRNP assembly; mRNA splicing, via spliceosome. Gene Ontology annotation, cellular component: nucleus; U1 snRNP. The coding region runs from base 40 to 684 and encodes 214 amino acids.
CUUGUCGCUCACCUCCACCUGAACAAAGGCAGCGCAAUCAUGCCGAAACACUAUUGCGACUAUUGCGACGUUUUUCUGACCCACGAUUCUGCAUCAGUGCGCAAGGCUCAUAAUAGCGGUCGGAACCACCUCGCCAAUGUGAGGGACUACUAUGCAUCGUUGGGACACGACAAAGCGCAAAGUAUAAUCGACCAAAUUACUGCUGCGUACGAGACUAGCGGCGGACCGCCACCAGGUGGUUUCGGUUUUGGUCCGCAACAUCUAGCGCCUCCCGCACCCUUUGCACCACCACCUAUGGGAUUCGGCGGCCCAGGCUUCGGAGGACCUCCAGGGAGGCCGCCAUUUCCACCGAUGCCUGGAAUGAUGAUGCCCCCAGGUGCGCUCCCUUUCCCACCGAAUGGUCCAGCACCUGCUGGCAUGGGUGCUCCAGGUAUGGGCGCCCCAGGUAACUUUCCCCCGAGCAUGCCUCCUUUCCCUCCCAAUCCUGCCGCUGGCAAUCGCCCUCCGUUCCCUCCCAGUGGUAACGUACCGCAGGGUGGCAAUCCCAACGCACUUCCCAACGGAGCUCCACCCUCUGGAUUCUCUCAAGCGCAAGGCCCGCAGCAGAAUGGUGAUCAUCUUGUUCCCAAUGGUCCUGUAGGUGGUAUGCAUCCUGACCGCAUGAGAAUGAUGGGGGGCAGAUAAAAAGGGUGUGGUGAUGUAUGGGUUCCGGGAUCUGCCAACGAUUCUCUUCUUUUCCUGUAAUUCUGUAACUUGUCAUGGAGCUUACAUGUCAUAAAUGCGAGUUGCUUCUCAAUAAACUGUGAGAGCGCGC